Messenger RNA from Panthera uncia (snow leopard), 2916 nucleotides. RefSeq names its product G protein subunit beta 2 (gene GNB2). Gene Ontology annotation, cellular component: cytoplasm; heterotrimeric G-protein complex. Bases 250 to 1272 code for a protein of 340 amino acids. The transcript has 10 exons. Gene Ontology annotation, biological process: G protein-coupled receptor signaling pathway. NCBI's taxonomy places the organism in Eukaryota, Metazoa, Chordata, Mammalia, Carnivora, Felidae. The record is from RefSeq and is a predicted model, not a curated record. Gene Ontology annotation, molecular function: protein binding; signaling receptor complex adaptor activity.
GGGCGGGAUCCCUCCGCUCUGGGGAGAGCAGCGCUGGACGGUUGAGUUGGGGUGACUGAGGAAAUCCAUCCGCGUCGCCGCCGCUGCCGCCUCCGCCGCGGAGGAAGACAGGACCUCCCGCGCUGCUCUAGCGACCCUUCGCAGAGUCCCACCGCCACAGGCCUCGGGCCAGCGGCGAGGAGCUGUCUCCCCCAGCCCCCGUCCCGCGGCCCCCAGCCGCCCCCAACCCCGCCCCACGGGCCCGGCGCCAUGAGUGAGCUGGAGCAACUGAGACAGGAGGCUGAGCAGCUCCGGAACCAGAUCCGGGAUGCCCGAAAAGCAUGUGGGGAUUCAACACUGACCCAGAUCACAGCUGGGCUGGACCCAGUGGGGAGAAUUCAGAUGAGGACACGGAGGACCCUCCGCGGGCACCUGGCAAAAAUCUAUGCCAUGCACUGGGGGACAGAUUCAAGGCUGCUGGUCAGCGCCUCCCAGGACGGGAAGCUCAUCAUCUGGGACAGCUAUACCACCAACAAGGUCCAUGCCAUCCCUCUGCGCUCCUCCUGGGUCAUGACCUGUGCCUACGCGCCCUCAGGGAACUUUGUGGCCUGUGGGGGGUUGGACAACAUCUGCUCCAUCUACAGCCUCAAGACCCGUGAGGGCAAUGUCAGGGUCAGCCGGGAGCUGCCUGGCCACACUGGGUACCUGUCAUGCUGCCGCUUCCUGGAUGACAACCAAAUCAUCACCAGCUCUGGGGACACGACCUGUGCCCUUUGGGACAUUGAGACAGGACAGCAGACGGUGGGUUUUGCCGGACACAGUGGAGAUGUGAUGUCCCUGUCGCUGGCCCCUGAUGGCCGCACCUUUGUGUCAGGUGCCUGUGACGCCUCCAUCAAGCUGUGGGACGUUCGGGAUUCUAUGUGCCGACAGACCUUCAUUGGCCACGAAUCAGACAUCAAUGCCGUGGCUUUCUUCCCCAAUGGCUAUGCCUUCACCACGGGCUCUGAUGAUGCCACGUGCCGCCUCUUUGACCUGCGGGCCGACCAGGAGCUCCUCAUGUACUCCCACGACAACAUCAUCUGCGGCAUCACCUCUGUUGCCUUCUCCCGCAGCGGCCGGCUGCUGCUCGCUGGCUACGACGACUUCAACUGCAACAUCUGGGACGCCAUGAAGGGUGAUCGUGCAGGUGUCCUUGCUGGCCACGACAACCGCGUGAGCUGCCUUGGGGUCACUGAUGAUGGCAUGGCUGUGGCCACAGGCUCCUGGGACUCCUUCCUCAAGAUCUGGAACUAACAGCUGCCACCCCACUGAGCCCAGGCCAGGAGGGGCCCUGCCCAUGCCCACACUACAGACCGGGAGCUUUGGGGCUGGGUGUACACCAAGCCCCCUUCCCCGGGCCACCGGGCCUUGGGUCCCUGCUCCCCUACCCAGGUUUGGUUCCUCCCGGGGGCCCCCACUGUGGAGAUGAAGAUGGGAUAGAAUGGGGGGAGAGGAGGGGCAGAAAGCCCUCAUCCUUUUGCUGCCCUGGGGUUGGGGCCUCAUCCCUCUGGAGGGCCAGAGGCAGGAGGUAGAAACUCCAGGGGCUGGCUUUUUUAAAACUGGUUUUAUUUUAAUUUUUAUUAUAUUUUCAGUUUUUCCAUAAAGGAACCAAUUCCAACUCUGUACCUGGUCUCUACCCUUGUGUCUUUCUCAGUGCAGAUCUCUGUCCCCAGGGCAGACAAGGGCGGGGGGGGGGGGGGGGCAGGAGUUUGGGCCCUUGUAAGUAAGGGCCAGAGAGAAACUCCCACUCCUUCUCCAGCCCAAGCGGAAGUCAAGCAGGAGGACCUGCCCAGCAAGGCCACGGGUGCUCUCACACACUCACACACACACACACACACACACACACACACACAGCCCCCAGACUCUGGCUGGCUGACCACAGCUGCCCCGGCCCACAGCUCAGUUCCUAGCUCAGAGCUGUCUUUCCGAUCACAAUGCCCCUUUCCCCAAGACAAGACACAGAAUCAAGAGGGGAGAACACACACCAAGUUUUAUUGGGGAAAGGGGAAUAUUUACAGGGGCAGGUAGAAGAGAGGGGAGUCACACAGGGUGAGGGUGGGGGGAGAUUGUGGGUCCAAGGCAGACAAGGGGAUACAGAACAGCCCCUGCACCCACCCCAACCCAGGAGGGUGGGAGAGCAGCUGGGGCCCAGGAAGACGGGUGGGAAAGGACAGCAAUGGGGGUGGAGUCCCUGGGCUGGGGGGCUCAGGGGCUUGUAAACAUUGACCACUCUCAGAAGGGGAUGGGGGUGGGAGAGGGCCCCCCCUACACUUCCUCACAGGGUUAAGGCCUCUCCAGGCUCAAGGGCCCCCUAAGUUCAAAGUCUCUUUAGCUGGGGGGAAGGGGAAGGAAGAAACAGGGAAGAGUGUCACCCCCCUCCCCUGCAUUGGCUGCGGCAGGGGUGGGGGCGGUUACAUUCAGUCACAACAGUACUCCCCCGACACCUCUAAUGCCGCCAAAUACUGGCGUGAGGAAAGGGGGAGCUGGGGGGCCAGCAGCAGCAAGACAUUUCCCCCUGGCCCAUCACCCCUUAUUGCUUUAGAGAGAAUAUUGUCUUUUCACGGACGCUAACACUGUUGAAACCAGGGAGAAGCAGGUGGAGGGUGCCCCUCCACCCCCGAGGCCAGCUUUAUCCCCCAACACUGACCCAGUUGCCACUUUGGUGCAAAACAAAACAAAACAAAACAAAAAAAGAAAAAAAAUGUGGUCUAAGAAUGGAUGGGGAAAGAAAAUGGGCCACUCCCCAUUUCCCCAGGGCAGGAAGGACAAAUACAUUCAUGGAGGGGAGGCAGUGGCAGAUUCCUGCCCUAAUACUGCACUCUGAGCAAUGAGGUCAAUGGGAGAAGUUAGAUGAGAAACCCAAAAGAUACAACAAACUGUUAAAAAAGAAAAGAAAAA